Messenger RNA from Megalobrama amblycephala (Wuchang bream), 4019 nucleotides. It is a transcript of the gene itga3a, whose product is annotated as integrin, alpha 3a. The record is from RefSeq and is a predicted model, not a curated record. NCBI's taxonomy places the organism in Eukaryota, Metazoa, Chordata, Actinopteri, Cypriniformes, Xenocyprididae. Gene Ontology annotation, cellular component: external side of plasma membrane; integrin complex. Gene Ontology annotation, molecular function: integrin binding. Gene Ontology annotation, biological process: cell-cell adhesion; cell adhesion mediated by integrin; integrin-mediated signaling pathway.
CUCCAGUCAGGUUUUCACCGAGCAUCCCGGAAGAAUGACGAAUAUGAACAAUCAUUUCACAGCGUCUGACAAAUCCGCUCCUGUUCAGACUGUGAUAGACUCAUCUCCCUCCGCUCUCUGUUCCUGUCUCGCCAAAAACUUCGCAGAGACUAUUAGAAAAAAUGAAUGUAUUUUACCGCCACGGGCUCAGUAAAAACACGGUUGUUUUCGUUUUUGUGUUGAGCGCCGCUCGUUGCUGUCAAGCGUAUAACUUGGAUGUGAGGUUUCCAGUCGUCAAAGAGGGAAAAACAGUUGGCAGUUUGUUUGGAUUUUCUGUUGCACUUCACGAGCAGGUCGUCGGAGAGAAGAGACACCUACUUCUUGUAGGAGCACCGAAGGAGAAAGCAGAGUCUGGAUUGUUAGCCAAUGAGACUGGAGAUGUAUAUGCCUGUCAGAUCACUGCAGACCCCAAAGACUGCAAAAGACUGAAUCUUCUCACCUCAAAUUCUGAAGACGCUUCAAACCUUAAUCGUAAUGUAAUAGAAGGGAUGUGGCUUGGUGUGUCGAUAGCCAGUCAGAGUCAACCAGGGGGCCGAAUACUGGCCUGUGGUCAUCGUUAUAUACGGAACUUUUCAAACAACUUUCGCAUGAUUGGGAUGUGCUUUGUUCGUGGAAAUGAUUUAAAGUAUAACAGCGCAGACUCUCAGUGGCAGUCGUACGAUGAGGUGUGUGACCCCAGAGAUGAUCAGACUAGUGAAGGCAUGUGUCUUGCUGGAAUGUCUGCCGCCAUUACUCAGACACAGAUCUUCUUCGGUGCACCUGGAUGCUUUAACUGGGAAGGAAAUACAUUUUCUCACUGGCAUAACCCUGCUGAUGAGUUUGAUAAAUUUAAGAGCAAGCUUCAGGACAUGAACAAAGGGAAUAUUUACAUUGGUUACUCUGUGGCUGUGGAUCAAGGUGUACUAAGCAAAGACAGAGACACAAUGGUAACAGGAGCUCCAAGAGAUGAAGCCAAAGGAUCAGUGAUGAUGGCUGAAUUUUUUAAUAGUCAUGACAGUGAAAAAGUCACCAUAAAAGUCACCAUCAUGGGGAAACAAGUCGGAUCCUAUUUUGGCAACAGCAUUGCUGUUGUGGACCUUAACAAUGAUGGUUGGAAGGAUCUGAUUGUUGGAGCCCCUUUCUAUUUUGACCGGAAAAAUGAUAAAGGUGGAGCAGUGUAUAUCUAUAUGAACCAGAACGGGUCUUUUCGCGACAAAUCUGACGUAGUCCUCACUGGGCCUAAGGACUCAGCUUUUGGCAUGGCUGUUGUUGCUAUUGGUGAUGUGAACCAGGACGGCUUCCAAGAUUUUGCUGUUGGUGCUCCAUAUUAUAAUACAGGCAGAGUAUAUAUAUGGAUGGGCAGCGAAAUAGGUAUUUCCGAAGCGCCUAGUCAGGUCAUUGAAGGAAAAGACAUCCCAGGUGCUGGGUUUCAGACAUUUGGCUAUUCCAUCAGUGGGGGCAUGGAUGUGGACAGAAACAGUUACCCAGACAUAGCGGUCGGAUCGUUAGAUGAUCGUGUGGUCUUGCUUAGGGCACGUCCUGUGAUUCACCUAAAGAAUACCUUCACUGUGACACCAGCAGUUAUCAACCCUCAAACCUGUGAUGCCUGUAUUGAAGCAAAGGUCUGUUUCUCCUACACAUUCAGCACUGGCACUGGCAAUUCCCAGAAGAGUUUUAUUUUUCAAUAUACGGUGGAAGCCGAUCUGCAUUCUCGGAACACUCGUGUUAGUUUCCUUGACAAGGAGUCAAAAAGUGGCAAAAUGUCCGUUAAUCCGUCUGGAGAUUGUCGUUCUCUGAAACUUAAGCUGGAGCCCGAUAUGAUCCAAAACAAGGUGGCUCCGAUAGUUUUCUCGCUGAACGUGUCUUUGGUGGAACCUCCUCCCUCAGGCGGGCAAACGUUGGAGGACCUCAGUGCUUUUCCUGUGAUCAGCCAAAGAUACGCUCUGACUACCAGAACUGAGAUCCACAUACAGAAAGAAUGUGGAGAAGAUAACAAAUGUGAGAGCAACCUUCAGAUGACGGCUAUGUUCACAGAUGAGCAGAACACAUUGUUCCCCAUGCGAAACGGCCAGCAGAUGUUCCACUACACUACCGACGUGAAGAAGCUGAAGUUGAUGGUGAAUGUGUCCAACGUUGAAUCACAGAACAGGAAAGCAGAAGACGCUUACACAGCUGUUCUAAAUGUCACCAUUCCCUCCUCACUCAGCUACGUCAGCCUGAAUUCCAAGAGCUUGAAAGUUGAAUGUAACCACGAGGACACUUAUCUUCGGUGUAAACUGGGGGACCCCUUCAAACGAAAUCAGAGAGUGGAGAUUGAGAUCACCUUUGAAACGAGAGGAAUCACAAUAGACACGCAGGAGAUUCAGACUGAACUGCAGCUCUCAACGUCGAGCGAGCAGAAUGAUCUACAACCCCUGUUGAGAGUGCUAAUGGUGGAUUACAUCCUACAGCCCAUCUUUAAUAUUCCUUUCCCCAACUUUAGGACAGAAUUCAGUGGCAAUGUAAUUGGAGAAUCAGCCAUGAAAAGUACCAGUGAAAUUGGAAGCCCAGUGGAAUUCAACAUCAUAGUGGAUCUUUCUGGAAAAUCUCUGGGAAAUCUGGGGUUUCUGGAAGUGGUCUUUCAGUGGCCUUCUGCGGUGGCUAAUAAUAAGUGGCUGCUUUACCUGUCAGAGAUUCAGAUGACAGGAACGUCCGAGCCCUUCUGUGUCCCUAAAAAUAACACCGUAAACCCCCUUAAUCUCACAGUGUCAGAGCGCAAGUCUGGGAGGAGGAAAAGAGAUGAGGACUCCUUGGAGCCUGAACAGACUGAACCGCAGGCCUUCCCGAACACGCGGGCCCUCCAGAGCAGAGAACUUGUAAACCUGGACUGUUCCAAUGGUGCUGCCCGCUGUCAGACAUUCACCUGCCCGUUGCUUGGCAUGAACAUCUCGGCCAAUCUCACUGUCAGAGCGCGCGUAUGGAACAGCACGAUGCUUGAGGACUACAAUGCUCUACGUGUUGUUGUGUUGGGUAGUGCCACACUGAUUCUAAAAACAGACAAACCAACCAUCAAGAUGAACAAUAACACCCGUGAGUUUAGAGUAUUUAUAGACCCUGCAAUGUCAGAAGAGCUUCCGUAUGAAGCGCCUCUGUGGAUAAUCAUUGUGUCUGUGCUGGCUGGAGUGAUUCUGCUGGGUCUGAUUGUCAUUUUACUGUGGAAAUGUGGUUUCUUCAAGAGAGCCAACACCAGAGAGCUUUAUGAGGCCAAGGCCCAGAAAGCAGAAAUGAAAACACAGCCAUCAGAAAAUGACCGGCUUACAGAGGAGGACUGAGAUUCCCUGGCCUUUGUGGGCCUGUGACACAAAUAGCAAAGUGGGUUUUUUAAGCGGGCUGCCUACUUCCGAACUAUGCCAAAAUACCAAGGUGUGAAGAUUUGUAAGAAGGAACAGUACCAGGUAAACCAGGGCUUUUUGAUUGUGGAACAACAAAACAACAAGAAACACUGGAUCACAAACUGGACUGAGAAGAAACCGUACUACUGAUGAAUGCACUGUCAAACUGUCUCUCUUAGACAGUGGAAUGGACGUUUACAGAUAUUUAUUAUCUGAAUCAAUGCAACUGACUACCUGAUUGGAUUGGAACUUCAUAUGGAUAUCAGAUAUAAUUGAACAUGUUCAUUCAACUGCCUGAUAUUAAUUGAUUAUACAGAAGACUCUGUGUGAGAUUUCUGUUUUGAUGUUUAUUUUGUUAUUGUUUUUCAACUGAAUACAUGUAUUAUGUAUGCUGGAGAGCUCAACAAUGAGGAUUUCUACUGGCUCAGCAGUUAAGAUUAGUCCCCACCACAAAGGAAUGAUCAAUUUUGACAAAAAGAUAAUAUUGUUGUUCCAAAUUCUGCUGAACUGUCACAAAUCCAAACCCUUAAAAGGUUAGUUCACCCCAAAAUGAAAGUUCUAUCAUGUCGUUCCACACCUGUAAGACCUUCGUUCAUCUUCAGAACACAAAUUAAGAUAUUUUUGAUGAAA